ACGAACAAUCGUAUUUUGAAGAGAAAGGGACUAAGUCUAGAAGACCAGCACUAGGGCAAUAACUAACACACAAAAACAGCAAGGCAUGGGGACGUGGUCAUAUGCGGGUUUGCUGGUCGCUUUCUUAUUAAACUGGUUCACAACCGAAACAUCUGCAAUAACUGGUUGUGACUAUUUUCCAGAACUCUGUGAUCAAGACAUAGAUGUAUACUUAGGUGAACCAAGAGCCCCCGAAAAGAGAUUUCUCAGAUUUGGAAAGAGAGCUUUGAGUGGCGACCACUACAUCAGAUUUGGUCGUAACAGUGACGAUAAGAGAUUCCUCAGAUUCGGCAAAAGGAGUCAGGAAUCCAGUGUAGAAAACGAUUUACGAGCGGCUCUAAAUAAAGUCCUUCAAUUCAAACAGGAAACAGGUUUUCAAAUAAGAAAAAGAAGAUCAGCCGAUCCACCUCUAAUCAAAGAUGUACCAGAACCAAAGGAUAACGACAACUCCACAGAAAAAGAAGAGUCCGAAAAACAUAAACGCGAAGCCGGUGAAGUUUCCCAAGACAAGCGAUUUAUGAGAUUUGGAAGAACUCCUUCUGCUGACUCUAAUCAAGACAGCAUCUAUAUGAAAAGAUUCAUGCGUUUUGGAAGAAAUCCUGGUUUUGAGAAAAAAUUCAUGCGUUUCGGUAAAGAUGGAAAUGAAAAAAGGUUUAUGCGAUUUGGAAAAAGAGAAGACGGCGAUAUGGUUACAGACGAUAAGCGGUUUAUGCGUUUUGGGCGUGAUCCUAAAGAUGACACACUGAUGGAAAGAUUUGUUCGCAACGGACGGAGCGGAGACGAUAAGCGAUUCAUGCGAUUUGGAAGAAGCGGAGAAGAUGAAAAGAGAUUCAUGCGAUUCGGCAAAAGAGAAGAUGAUGAGAAAAGAUUCAUGCGAUUUGGCAAAAGUGGAGACGAAGAAAAGAGAUUCAUGAGAUUCGGAAAGAGUGGGGACGAAGAAAAAAGAUUCAUGAGAUUUGGCAAAAGUGGAGACGAGGAAAAGCGAUUCAUGAGAUUUGGCAAAAGUGGGGAGGAAGAAAAAAGAUUUAUGAGAUUUGGAAAAAGUGUAGAUGACGAAAUACAGGACGAUGAAAAGAGAUUCAUGCGAUUUGGUAGAAAUAAAUUUGACGAUGAGAAACGUUUCAUGCGAUUCGGAAAAAGUGGAGACGAAGAAAAACGAUUUAUGCGAUUCGGAAAAAGUGGAGACGAAGAGAAACGAUUCAUGCGAUUCGGCAAAAGCGGAGACGAAGAAAAACGAUUUAUGCGAUUCGGAAAAAGUGGAGACGAAGAGAAACGAUUCAUGCGAUUCGGCAAAAGCGGAGACGAAGAAAAACGAUUUAUGCGAUUCGGAAAAAGUGGAGACGAAGAGAAACGAUUCAUGCGAUUCGGCAAAAGUGGAGACGAAGAGAAACGAUUUAUGCGAUUUGGAAAAAGUGGAGACGAUGAAAGUAGAUUAAUGGGAUAUGACCAAACGGACAAACGUUUUAUGCGAUUUGGUAAAUCCUUGUGAUAUUUCUUAAGUUUUCUUAAGGAACCUUAAAAUAUUUGAAUGUAAGCAGAGUAUGCGAUACAUGUAUUAUAUUGUAAAUAUUGGGCUUUAAUUUUUUGAUGAGAAUGUUAAUAAAUUGUACAUGUAUGUCAUUUCCGGAAAUUACAUUCAAUAAAUAUUAUUUUCUUAUACAUAUAACAUAUAUUCAUACAUAAUGUACUUAGUAUUUUUGCCCAACUAUGUUGAGCAUGCUUGGGUAUCAUGCUUCGUUUAUAAAAUAGUUGUUAAUAAAAUUAUUUUUACUCAUUAA
Molecule: messenger RNA, 1817 nt
Organism: Saccostrea cuccullata (small rock oyster)
Lineage: Eukaryota; Metazoa; Mollusca; Bivalvia; Ostreida; Ostreidae
Product: FMRF-amide neuropeptides-like
Exons: 3
Coding region: 86-1528 (480 amino acids)
Biological process (GO): neuropeptide signaling pathway
Source: RefSeq, a predicted model, not a curated record